AUGAUAGAGCACGAUGUGAAAUGGUGUCUUGACAAUGCUGCGUCCUUAAGCUUAAAAGCUUUUGCUGUCGAAUAUGGAUUUCGAGAAAAGGCUCGUGCAAAUAGCCGCUACAAGAACAUUUUAGAGUCGCGCGCGUUCAAGAGCUGUCCAUUCCAAAGCGAGUUGAUUCGUGAGUUCGAAAUUUGGAAAGGUAGUACGCUUGAGAGGUCAUUCUGGGCAGAGAUAGCUUUGAAUGCGAAGAAGCAGCAGGUGGAAACACUAUUGGAAUCAGACGGCUAUGAUACAGCAGCUCACUUUUCUCUACAAGCAUCAUUAGAAUUACGAACACGCUCGUCUAAGGAUCAACCCACUCGAGCCAAAUCGCAACCUACUGAUGAAAAACCUGCUACCUCUGAUCGCUCCAUCUCUGAGUCUUCCUCGAACGAUAGUUCUUUUGCACCAGAAUCAUGCGAUAGCAGCUCAGAAGAAGACUUAGCAUACACGGCCCGUAAAACCAGCUUUGAUUACCUCGUAUCUACAAACCGAAGGGAUGAAGUCGUGUCAGCAGACUGUAGCGUACAAUGGAUUUUGAGCGAUGGGACCAAUUUAUCACAAUCGUUUAUUGAAAAGAGAAAUGCACUGAUUGAAAGAUGCAGAAGGGACAAGAGUAAAUUGUCUGUACAAGAACAGCUUGCUCUGAGUGGCAUUCUUUUGUUGGAUGAUCGUCAGCAAUCUGAUUUCCUGAGGAAUACUGACUAUGUCCAAGCAUGCAGAGAAAUGAAGCUCAAAUAUGGUCAAUUUGCUGAUGUCGAGAAUCCUUCAAUGCAUGAUGUCUAUAAAUGUAUAGAACUGAUUCAAAAUGGUGAUUCGUCCAAGGUCGAGGAUUUGCUAGACACAACCAAUUUACCAAUCCGCUUCAAGUCGAUAUUGUUUUCAUUGAGUAGAACAUAUGGAACCAGCUACUCAAUCAAGGGCGCAAAUGAAAACACCAUUAUCAAGGACUACCUCUUGCCUAUGCUGGACUCAUUCUUCCCUAACACCGAAUACUCAACAACCUUUGCUGCUGACAAAGAAAUAGAGGAGAGCAAUAACAGGUUCGCUUCAAUUGAUCCCUCUUUGGCAAAGCAUGUGAAAAAGGCCGACUACUCAAUUGUUCACAAUGCUACAAAGUAUAUGCUUUUGACUUUGGAGGCCAAAUCAUGCAAACAGCAACACAAAUCUACAACUGACCUGAUCAAAAUUGGCAAAUACUUGAAGGACAUAAUCGAUGCAGCUGAAAUCAAAGGCUUUAAAGAACUUAAACUCGUAGGAUUGAUAUCAAGCGGUGAACAUGUUGACGCCUAUCUCAUUGCACACGAUCACGAUUACAUAUACACCCUUUACAAACUUUAUACCUUCCAUAUCCCGAUUGAUCGCACUGAUAUCCAUCGCUGCAUACCUGCUAUUUCGAUCAUCCCAAAGUUGAAAAAUAUCGUUCUCGCAUCUAUCGACAUAUUGAAUAAGCCAAAGGGGAACACGCAGGCAGCCACAUUACGACGUCUUGAAACUUAUCAUACUCCUAUAGCAUUGCCUGAACAAAAAGUGAAAAGAGUGCCCAACAUCCAGACCUCUCCCGAGUUCAGAGCAGCCAGGCGAAAGCUAUUUUAG
Messenger RNA from Mucor velutinosus, 1626 nucleotides. RefSeq lists its product as uncharacterized. The transcript is spliced from 2 exons. The record is from RefSeq and is a predicted model, not a curated record. Lineage: Eukaryota; Fungi; Mucoromycota; Mucoromycetes; Mucorales; Mucoraceae. The coding region runs from base 1 to 1626 and encodes 541 amino acids.